Messenger RNA from Alosa alosa (allis shad), 7684 nucleotides. Its product is annotated as latent-transforming growth factor beta-binding protein 4. The record is from RefSeq and is a predicted model, not a curated record. Bases 193 to 7482 code for a protein of 2429 amino acids. The transcript is spliced from 44 exons. Lineage: Eukaryota; Metazoa; Chordata; Actinopteri; Clupeiformes; Clupeidae. Gene Ontology annotation, molecular function: calcium ion binding; transforming growth factor beta binding.
AAUAUCGUGGACAAGGCCGUUUUGUUGCAGUAAUUUAUAUUUCUGUGCACGGAGUUUUCCCUAAAGCGUAUUGUUCUAAACAGAUUAUUGGCAGACUGGCUAGCAUUCCGAAGCGACUUUAUUCAGCGCAAUUGCAACAUUUGUUAUGCAUAGGUAACAGAGAAAGCGACGAGUGUAGAUUAUGUUAAUACAAUGACAAAUUGGGGCAUAUGGCAGUUUUUCUUGUUUUUGGAGACAUGGCUUCUAUGUUUCACUCUUUCGGGAGCAGACGCUACCGGGAGAGGACACACAUCAUUCAGUCACGCUCGGCGGGAGCAUAUCAGUAUUGAAAGCAGGUACAAAUUCUCAAACAUCAGUCAUCAAGUUCUGCAAACGCAGUUACGAACCGUAACUUGGAGACCCAAACUGAGAAAACCUUUGAAACUGAAUCAAGUAGAGGAUGAGACUACACGAAGGAUCCCACCGAGGAAAGUAGUUAUUGAUUUGAAUGGGCCGAACGUUUGCGGCUCCAGGUGUUGCCAUGGGUGGACAGUGGCCCCGAAGAAAGGACAAUGCACAAAGCCAAGGUGCUACCCCCGCUGCCACAACAGGGCGAUCUGUCGGAAGCCCAACGCCUGCGAGUGCCGUGCUGGUUUCCAUGGCUACCGCUGCGAGCACGCCACCGGCGUGACCUCUGACCCCCCCGUCGCUGCUCUGUCCUGGGCCCACCAGGUGGCGCCCACCUCCCCCUCACCUCUGACCUCCACCACCCCCGCCAUGCCCACUGCCACCAGCCCCGCCACAACUGGUGCCGCCACGGUGACCCCCAGCCCGAGCGGCCAGACCACCCAGUCAGGGCUGGCCGAGGGGUCGCCCACGAGCGCCAGUGCUGAGAGAGAGGAGAACGCCCUCCGCUGGAAAACCCCCUUGGCACUGGAGGCCCAGAGUGUGCUCCUGAAGAAGACUCUGAGCAGUGUUGUGAAGGGGAGGAAGAUGUCCAGCCUGCUGAUGAAGCACAUUGAGGCCGAGCGCAACAAGCUGCUCUGCUCUACGCUGGACACACACACACCCACCUCCAGCACCAAGACCUUCCACACAGAGCGCGGCCAGUACACACUCAUUAUGAGCUACGAGCCUGCCUCCAGCCAGGGCGCCGCUCGCGGAGGAGGCAGCAGUGCACGAGGAGCGUCGGGCCGGACGGCCGAGCGGAUCAAGGUCCUCUUCACGCCGACCAUAUGCAAGGUGCGCUGCGUCGGGGGACGCUGCACCAACUUCUGCGAGCGCGGCAACGUCACCACCCUCUACAACAGCCAGCAACCCGCGCCCGGACAUGGAUUCAGAGUCUUCCUGUGUCCCAUGCUGUGUCAGAAUGGGGGGGUCUGCAUCCAGAAGGACCGCUGUCUUUGCCCCUCCACCUUCACCGGAAAGUUCUGCCAGAUCCCUGUCCCGGCCUCCACCAAUGACAUCGAGAAGCCGGCCCCCGCUGGGUCUCUCGCGUCCACCAACCCCCAGCAGCUCACGCAGUCCGAGUACAUUCUGCCCCUCCAGAGCCAACAGGCUGGACAGACCAACGGAGCCGGGAUGGUGAAGGUGCGCGUACAGCACCCUCCGGAGGCCAGCGUGAAGAUCCACCAGGUGCUGAAGGUGGGCUACGGGCCCGUCGCCCCGUCCCAGGAGCGUGCGGAGACCGUCACCUGGUCGUCAGGCACCUCGGGAGCCCGCAGCGGCCUGUUGCCAGGGGAACGGGCCCAGGCUCCUCCCCCUCAGGUGCGGGCGCAGACCAUCCGCGGUGACGCCACCUACACCGAGGCAUCAGGCUUCAAGUACUGCUUUAGGGAGGUCCGCAACGGACAGUGUAGUUCACCUCUGCCAGGCCUGAGGAGCCAGGAGACCUGUUGCCGUGGCAUCGGCAAGGCGUGGGGAAUCAGCGAGUGCACCAUGUGUCCACCCAACUCAGGUAAUGGUGUGAACAGAGAUGGCGGCUGUCCAUUGGGAUUUGAGAGGAUCAACAAUGGCUCUCAGUGUGUUGAUGUGAACGAGUGUUCACAGCCAGGCUUCUGUGACAACGGAAACUGUGUGAACACGCGCGGGAGCUACAGUUGCCUCUGCAAGCCCGGAUACUUACUGGACGCUUCCCAUGGGCUCUGCGUCUCCCAUAAUGUGAUCUCGGAGCAGAAGGACCAGUGCUACCGCGUGCUGGCGUCCGGCGCCUGCACUCUGCCCAUCCUGAAGAACAUCACCAAGCAGAUCUGCUGCUGCAGCCGCGUGGGCAAGGCCUGGGGCAAGCGCUGCGAGGCCUGCCCGUACUUCGGCUCAGCGGCAUUCAAGGAGAUCUGUCCAGCCGGGCCCGGCUACUACUACUCGGCCACCAACCUCAAGUUCAACCAGCGUCUGCUGGACCUCCACGGCACUGGAGGCCCACCCGUGGUCUCCCAGACUUCCAGCUCCGCCACCAGCGGCUCAUCAUCAUCCUCUUCCUCAUCUUCGUCAUCAUCUACGGGGGCCCAGACUCCCCUCACGAGGCCCCCGCACCAGCCGAGUGGCUCUGGCUCCCAGCCUGCCCAGUCGAGGCCCCACGGCGGCAGCGACAGUCUCCCCAGCGGCCACUCCAGACCCCAGCAGCCAGCCAGCGGGGGUGCCAGUGGAGCAGGAGCGGGUCAGGGCUCACGGCCUUAUCAGCCGACUGGCGCCGGAUCCGCUGGUGCCGGUGCCGGUGCUGGGUCCAGGCCUCAGCUCAUCCCCAGUACUGGGUCCAUUACUCCGCAAAGCAGACCUCCACAACCAGGGGGCACUGGGUCACUUACUCCCCAGACUAGGCCAAAGCAGCCUGGGGGUACGGGUUCUCUCACUCCCCAGACUAGGCCACAGCAGCCUGGGGGUACGGGUUCUCUCACUCCCCAGACUAGGCCACAGCAGCCUGGGGGUACGGGUUCUCUCACUCCCCAGACUAGGCCACAGCAGCCUGGGGGUACGGGUUCUCUCACUCCCCAGACUAGGCCACAGCAGCCUGGGGGUACGGGUUCUCUCACUCCUCAGACUAGGCCUCAACAGCCUGGGAGUACGGGUUCUCUCGUCCCUGACACCAGGCCUCAGACUCCCACACACACUCACUCUGGAGGACCAGUCACUGUCCUGCCGACUGGGGAUCGCUCCUCUGUGACUCGGUCCCAGACCAGCCGGACGCCGGUGGCCAGGCCAGAUAUAUCAGGGGUCAGACCGCUGCCUGUUCCAGUCACUUCCCGACCAGCAGUACCAAGGCCAGAUUCUAGAGUGUGUGAUUCCAGGCCGGGCAUUUGUGGAGCUGGACGCUGCAUUGACCAGCCCGGUGGACGGCAUACGUGUGUGUGUGACCCAGGCUACCAGUACAAUCCCGCCAGGCUGCAGUGCCAAGAUCUGAAUGAGUGUGUGUUGACUCCUCGGCCCUGUGGCGCUGGGCAGUGUGAGAACACCGCGGGCAGCUUCCGCUGCGUGUGCCCAGCUGGGUACCGCGCCAACCCCCAGGAGAACCUGUGCCAGGAGGUGGACGAGUGCCGACAGGUGCCCAACCCGUGCGUUAACGGCCGCUGUGAGAACACACCUGGAAGCUACAGGUGUUCAUGUUUCCUUGGAUACUCCCUCUACGGAGACACCUGUAAAGACAUUGAUGAGUGUGUCGACCCGCUGCUCUGUCCCGGCCAGGAGUGUGUGAACUCCCUGGGCUCAUUCAGAUGUGUGUCCUGCAAGCCCGGCUUCGGUCUGCUCAAUGGACAGUGCACAGAUAUUGAUGAGUGUCGUCAGACACCCAGCCCCUGUUCUAAUGGCCACUGUGAGAACACACCAGGUAGCUUCAGGUGUGCUUGCCGCACAGGGUACAGGCUACAGGGCAACAUCUGCACAGAUGUGAAUGAGUGUGAUAGCCCUGUGCAGUGCCCUGGACAGGAGUGUGUAAACACACCAGGCUCCUUCAGGUGCAUGUCAUGCAGACCAGGAUUCAAGAUACAGGGAGGACAGUGCACAGAUAUUGAUGAGUGUGGUCAGAGCCCCAACCCCUGUUCUAAUGGCCGCUGUGAGAACAUACCUGGGAGCUACAGGUGUGUGUGCCGCAAUGGCUACAGGCUACAGGGCAACACCUGCACAGAUGUGAACGAGUGUAACAGGACUCCGACUCCAUGCGCUAACGGUGUGUGUGAGAACACACCUGGCAGCUACAGGUGUGUGUCCUGCAGGACUGGCUAUGAGCUGGUCAACGGACAGUGCUCAGAUCUGAACGAGUGUAACAGGACUCCGACUCCUUGCACUAACGGUGUGUGUGAGAACACACCUGGCAGCUACAGGUGUGUGUCCUGCAGGACUGGCUACGAGGUGGUCAACGGACAGUGCUCAGAUGUGAACGAGUGUAACAGGACUCCGACUCCUUGUGCUAACGGUAUGUGUGAGAACACACCUGGCAGCUACAGGUGUGUGUCCUGCAGGACUGGCUACGAGUUGGUCAAUGGACAGUGCUCAGAUGUGAACGAGUGUAACAGGACUCCGUCGCCGUGCGCAAACGGUGUGUGUGAGAACACACCUGGCAGCUACAGGUGUGCGUCCUGCCGGCCGGGCUAUGAGAUGGUGAAUGGACAAUGUUCAGAUGUGAAUGAGUGUGUGCGUACACCGUCUCUCUGUGCUAACGGGCGUUGUGAGAACACCCCCGGCAGUUUCAGGUGUGUGUGUCGCCCAGGAUUCCGUCUGGAGGGAGACACUUGCACAGAUGUGGACGAGUGUGAGAACGCCCUGCAGUGUCCAGGUAGAGAGUGUGUGAACUCGGUGGGCUCCUUCAGGUGUGUGUCCUGUAGGCCCGGCUUCAGCCCACAGAACGGACAGUGCCAAGACGUGGAUGAGUGCAGUCAGACUCCGAGCCCCUGCUCUAACGGUGUGUGUGAGAACACCGCGGGCAGUUACCAGUGCCGCUGCCGAGUGGGCUUCACACUGCAAGGCAGCGAUUGCAAAGACAUAGAUGAGUGCGAGAAUCCUCUGCGUUGUCUUGGACAGCAGUGUGUGAACUCGGAGGGUUCCUUUAGGUGUGUGGCGUGUCGGACUGGAUACCGCAUGCUGGAUAGAAAAUGCUCCGACAUAGAUGAGUGUGACAGUCCUCAGACCUGCGAAGAUGAGAGUGUGUGUGUGAACACAGACGGCUCAUAUCGCUGUGACUGCAAGCCAGGAUACAGGGCCUCAGGACUUGGGCGGCAGUGUAGAGACAUUAAUGAGUGUUUUGAGGGAGAGUACUGCUUCCCACGGGGAGAGUGUGUGAACACUGAGGGAUCCUACAGGUGUGUGUGUGCUCUAGGGUACCGCACCAGCACCAACGGCAGCUCCUGUCUGGAUGAAGAUGAGUGUGCCAGGCCGGGCGUGUGUGAGGACGGCCGCUGUGUGAACACUGAAGGCUCCUUCCAGUGCCAGUGCCAAACAGGCUUCAGCACCAACCCCGAAAAGACCGCCUGUCUGGAUGUGGAUGAGUGUGUGGACUCUGGCGGGGCAGUGUGUGGCUCACGGCGUUGUGAGAACACCAUCGGCUCGUACCGCUGUUUCAGCUCCUGUGACCCUGGCUAUAGGGCCACUGCCACAGGCCUGUGUGUGGACAUAAAUGAGUGUGCCAACGAGACUGUGUGUGGGGAGCAUGCCUUCUGCCAGAACCUAAUUGGCACCUACCACUGCAUGUGUGACCAGGGCUAUGAGAUCACCGAGGAUGGCAAGGGCUGUGUGGAUGAGAAUGAGUGUGAGAAUAUGCAGGGUGUGUGUGGAGCAGCGCUCUGUGAGAACGUUGAGGGCUCCUUCCUGUGUGAGUGCCCCAACCCUGGAGAGGAGUACAACCCACACACUCGCCAGUGUGUCGGCCGCACACUGCAAGGCCGACCAUCAGUCCCCGGCACCUCCUCUUCAUCGUCCUCCUCCUCCUCUUCCUCCUCCUCGUCCACCUCCACCUCGGUCCGAGAUCCCCCUCCGCGUGCAGGCGGUGCGGGCGGUGUGCGGUGGAGCGCUGGCCCCGUAUGGCGCCACCAACACCACACACAGCAGGAGUGCUGCUGCACCGCUGGACACAGCUGGGGCCGUGCCUGCCAGGCCAACCCCUGCCCCGAGCCCGGCACAGCUGAAUUCCAGGCUCUGUGUCCGAGUGGGAGGGGGUAUGUCACUACAGGACCAGCUGACCAGAGUGCCUUCAGCUAUAGAGAUGUGGACGAGUGCAAGCUGUUUGACUCAGAAGUGUGUAAGAACGGCAAGUGUGUGAACAACAUCCCAGGCUACUCAUGCUACUGCUCCAGUGGCUACUACUACCACACCGGCAUCCUGGAGUGUGUAGAUAAUGAUGAGUGUGUAGGGGAGGAGGAUCCGUGUCCAGGUGCGAUCUGUGUUAACACAGUGGGCUCCUACCACUGUACCUGUGAACCGCCACUCGUGCUGGACGACACACAGACCACCUGUGUCAACGCCACUGGCCUGGCUGUCGAUGAGAACCUGGCGUUCUGCUGGCAGCAUGUUACCACUGACCUGGUGUGCCAGAGCCCCCUGCUGGACAGUCAGGUGACCUUCACCGAGUGCUGCUGUCUGUAUGGAGAGGCCUGGGGACUGCAGUGUGCCCUCUGCCCUGCCAGAGACUCAGAUGCGUUUGAGUCCCUGUGUAAUAUCCUGCGCCCGCCCUCGUUCCUGCCGGACUCCUACCCUGAUGCGUUCGUGCCCAUCCCCAGACCCGUCCCCAUCCCCAGGCCCGUGCCCAUCCCAGGCUCCCGGCUCCCUUACGGGCCCUACGGACCAGAACCCUACCCAGACCCGUCCCGCCGCCAGCCCGACUACGGCCCGCCGGACUACGACGACUACGGACCCGUGACAGGGAGGAGGGGCGGGCUGAGGGAGAGACCCCCAGGGUCCUACGGCCCCCCGGAUACCCCGUACACACGUCCCGGAACUGGCCGUUACUAUGACGAGGGCCCCUUUGACCCUCGCUACGCGCCUCCUGAGGGGGCCCCCAGAUCUCCGUUUGGGGUGGGGGACCCGCGGCGUGAGCGAGCGUUCGGGGUGCGCCUGCCCCCGCAGUCCAUCCCCGAGGGGCUCCCCCUCAGCCUGGCACCGCUGCCGGACAACUCGCCCUACCGCGAGGAGGAAGAGGAGGAGGAGGAAGAAGACACCUGGAGGCCCGCACCCCCCUUCCCUCCGUACGGGAGCCGAAGGGGUGUAGUGGAGCCCCCUCGGCGAGUCUACGAACGGCGCUACGAGUCAUAUGAGGGUUUGAGUGCAGAUGAGUGUGGGAUUGUCCACGGCUGUGAGAACGGCAGGUGUAUCCGCAUCGCCGAGGGUUACACAUGUGACUGCUACGAUGGCUACCAGCUCGACAUGACAACUAUGGCUUGCAUAGAUAUAAAUGAGUGUGACGAGGCGGACACUCCCGACUGUGUGAAUGGGCAGUGUGUGAACACAGAGGGCUCGUACCGCUGCGUGUGUUUGAGGGGUUUCUCCAUAUCCCACCAGGCCAAUGUCUGCGUCCCUGCUUAGACCUGCCGCCCUCCAGUAUCCCACAAUCCCAUGCUCCUGCACCGAGGGGCAGGGAUCCAGGGGAACCCCAUUUGACAUCAUUUACUGACACUGGGGAGUGUGUGUGAGAGAGAAUGGUUGUGUUUCUUCAUGCAUUUUAUUUUCUGUGUGUUUGUGUGUGUGUGUGUGUGUGUGUGUGUGUGUGUUUAUGUUUGUAUGUUCA